UCACUGCGUCCUCCGUUGCUAGGUUAUCCUCCCGGAUAAGCCAAGCCCAAAACGACGUCGUUUCAGAUUUUUGACAUUUUUAUAUAAAAAUCCCACCAAAAAUUGCAAUUCAGUCGCAUGGCAGAGGUAUAUUUUACAUGAAAUAUUUAAUUACGUUUUUAAUAGCAAGGACUUUGGUCGUGGUGGGCGCGUUUCGUCACUGUGUCCAGCUUCACGACGCCUGGAUCAAUAAAUGUGGCUCGUUAGCUAUGAAACUGCCAACAUGGAGGCGGUUCUCCGUUGUUAGGAGAAGCUAUCGGUGAUGCUGACAGCCUGUCCUCCGGCUGAGAGUUUAUCUGACCACGGUCUGAUGAGAUUGCAUCACUGACUUGGUGAUGUCCGCCCAGCCUCUGCAGCAGCCGUCCAGGGAGGAUUCAGCAGCCUGCUAACUGAGCCAGCCCGGCUAGCUGAUGCUGAUGACUGGCUGUUUCCUGAAAUUGAUUUGCAGUGGGAGGCACCAUGGCCGGUAAGGUGAAGUGGGUGACUGAUAUUGAGAAAUCAGUGCUCAUCAACAACUUUGAGAAGAGGGAAUGGAUCCAAGUCACAGAAAACGAGGACUGGAAUUUCUACUGGAUGAGCAUCCAGACCAUCAGGAAUGUGUUCAGCGUGGACACCGGCUACCGCCUGUCAGAUGACCAGAUGGUUAACCACUUCCCCAACCAUUAUGAGCUGACUAGGAAGGACUUGAUGAUUAAGAACAUCAAACGCUACCGCAAGGAGCUGGAGAAGGAAGGCAGCCCGCUGGCAGAGAAGGACGAGAAUGGAAAAUAUAUUUAUUUAGAUUUUGUCCCUGUGACGUUCAUGCUCCCUGCCGAUUAUAAUCUCUUUGUGGAAGAGUUCCGCAAGAAUCCAUCCAGCACCUGGAUCAUGAAGCCCUGUGGGAAGGCCCAAGGCAAGGGCAUCUUCCUCAUCAACAAACUGUCCCAGAUUAAAAAGUGGUCCAGAGACAGCCGCACCUCCACGUUUGUAGCAGCCUCUAGUGGCAAAGAAGCCUACGUUAUCUCCCUGUACAUCGAUAAUCCUCUGCUGAUAGGAGGGAAGAAGUUCGACCUGCGACUCUACGUCCUGGUGACCACGUACAGGCCACUCAAAUGCUACAUGUACAAGCUGGGUUUCUGUAGGUUCUGCACAGUGAAGUACACACCAAGCACAAGUGAGCUGGACAACAUGUUUGUUCACCUCACUAAUGUGGCCAUCCAAAAACACGGGGACGACUACAACCACGUCCACGGAGGCAAGUGGACGGUCAGUAACCUCCGUUUGUACCUAGAGAGCACCAGAGGAAAGGAGGUGACCAGCCGACUGUUCGAUCAGAUCCACUGGAUCGUGGUGCAGUCCCUGAAGGCUGUGGCUCCUGUGAUGAACAAUGACAAGCACUGUUUUGAGUGUUACGGGUAUGACAUCAUUAUUGAUGACAAGCUCAAGCCAUGGCUUAUUGAGGUCAAUGCCUCUCCCUCGUUGACCUCCAGCACAGCCAACGACCGCAUCCUGAAGUACAACCUCAUCAACGACACCCUCAACAUCGUCACGCCCAACGGGGACAUCCCAGACUGCCGCUGGAACCGCAGCCCGCCCAGAGAGGCCCUGGGCAACUAUCAAGUCCUGUACGACGAGGAGCAGGCGCAGAGCGAGAAUGCCGAGCGUGACCUGCGGAGCCGCUCGGGCCAGUCCCUGGGGUCAAAGGGCACCAAGGGGAGCGCAGGCGUUCGCCCUGCUGCCGCCACCUGGAAGUGAGGUGAUAUUGCUGACUUUUAAUGACUUCCUGUACAUUACCACAGGCUUCACCAGUGUGGCACAGGGAAUUAAAAAAAGGACCACCUAGACUCUCUUUUUUUUAGCCCAACUAUCCGUUGGAGGACUGCUCCCUCUCUUCAAAUUUCACUGACUGUGGCACAGGGGUCACCAACCCUGCUGCUGCUGGAGGGGAGAAAAACCAUCAUUGUCAUGUUUGGGGAAUUUUAAGGGCUGGAGUUUGUGGUUGUUUUUAUGGAAGAGUAGCUAAAAAAAAUGUAGAAAUUGUGUCGGUGGGGUUAAAGGUGAAGUAAAGGCAAGGCAAGUUUAUUCUUAAAGCCUAACAUCACUUGUAAUGUCUCAACAACAGUUCACAACCGAGGCCAAGUUCUCUUUGAACAAGUAAAACUCCCCCCAAAAACAACUUAAAGCCAGAAGGCAAAAAAAUAUCAAAUUUGAAAGAGGAAACUUAAAGAAACACACCUCUGCUCUGAUGGCUGCAGUAGGAGUCGCAAGUGAGAAAAUGGCAAAUACACAAAGUUAAAAGAAAGUUAGUGGAAAUACAAAAACAACAAGAAACGAGCAAGAAGCAUUAAAACAACCUGAACUAUGCAUGAUUACCGAGUAGUGACACUUUAACUUGACCUGCCACAUCGGUGCUAACGAGAAGAUAAACCGUAUGUAAGGAACAUAUUAAAAAGGGACAAUAAGUGUAACCAGUGCAAAGAUUAUAAAGAUAUAAUGUACUGAUAGGCAAUUAACAGCACUAAAUGUGUAUAGACCCCAAACUAGAAUUUAAUAAUGUUUUUAUAUGUUCAUUAUCAAUAUGUAUAUGCAGGGAGGGGAUCAUUAAGACUGAUUGUAUUCAGUGCAGAACCCUGUUGCACUUUAUUUCUGCUUAAAUAUUAAACCUAUUUGCCAUGUUGCAUUUUGAGUUGAGUACAUCUCAAAUCUUUCUUAAACAGUUAUAUUUAUUGGGAAUGUAUGCAUACUUAGCUAUCAGGCGUUUACUGUAUGUCCUGCAACUACUGAAAGAUUGAAACACUGACGAUGAUUAUUCAUCCGCCUUUUGUAAUACACUCAAGUAGGGCUGAACGAUAUUUUGAAAGUAAAAAAAAAUCAUUGUAAUAUCUUUGUUUUUGCUGGGUAAAUUGCAAUAAUUUAAGUUACAUGCUCUCCAUAUAAAUUCAGCUUUUGACUUAUGUAGAAUUGAUCACUCAAGCAAUGCACUUUAAUUUAAUCCAGGGUUAAUUCCUUGCUCAAUAUAGUCUUAACCACUUUUCAUACUCUAAUUGAAGAGUCUUAUGAUGAUAUGUAUAAUGAUAAUAAUAAUGAAUGAUAUUAUUCAUCAGAUGGACUAGAUUGUUUGUCUUUAAUAUUAGUCUCGAAAAAGGGAACUUUUUUCAUUUUUCUAUCCAGCAUUAAAAUGAUUUACAGUUUGUCUUUCCAGUGUGACUAUUACACAUUCAUAAAGUACAACAUUGAUGCUGAAACAAUAUCUUUCAGCCCUGCUCUGAUGUAGAAAUCCAUUUGGUGUUUUGUGAAACUAAAUGCUGCUUUUGUAUGCCAAAUGUCUGCUUAUUCUUGAUUUGAAAUAACACAAGAGAAGCAAAAUUCUCUACUGAUUAUGUAACAGGCCUGUUAAUUUGCUCUUUAUCAAUUUAUGUGCUUUAUAAAAUUUCAAUUCAA
This is a messenger RNA of Thunnus maccoyii (southern bluefin tuna), 3459 nucleotides long. RefSeq names its product tubulin tyrosine ligase-like family, member 1 (gene ttll1). The record is from RefSeq and is a predicted model, not a curated record. NCBI's taxonomy places the organism in Eukaryota, Metazoa, Chordata, Actinopteri, Scombriformes, Scombridae. Gene Ontology annotation, cellular component: cilium. Gene Ontology annotation, biological process: microtubule cytoskeleton organization; protein polyglutamylation. The transcript has 10 exons. Gene Ontology annotation, molecular function: tubulin-glutamic acid ligase activity; tubulin binding. Bases 499 to 1773 code for a protein of 424 amino acids.